Ornithorhynchus anatinus (platypus) is the source of this 2329-nucleotide messenger RNA. It is a transcript of the gene ZNHIT6, whose product is annotated as zinc finger HIT-type containing 6. The record is from RefSeq and is a predicted model, not a curated record. Gene Ontology annotation, biological process: snoRNA localization; box C/D snoRNP assembly; maturation of LSU-rRNA from tricistronic rRNA transcript (SSU-rRNA, 5.8S rRNA, LSU-rRNA). Gene Ontology annotation, cellular component: pre-snoRNP complex; nucleus. Bases 451 to 1485 code for a protein of 344 amino acids. The transcript is spliced from 10 exons. NCBI's taxonomy places the organism in Eukaryota, Metazoa, Chordata, Mammalia, Monotremata, Ornithorhynchidae.
GCAGGGGAGAGAGAGCGCUGUGCGGGGGGGAGCUUGUAAAGGGAGAGCGCUGUGCGGGGGAGAGAUUGUAAAGGGAGAGCGUGGUGAGAGAAGAGUUUGUAAAGGGAGAGCGUUGUGAGGGAAGACUCUGAAGGGAGCGCGCUGUGAAGGAAGAGCUUAUAAAGGGAGAGCGCUGUGCGGGGGACAGCUUAAUAAAGGGAGAGCGCUGUGCAGGGAGAACUUGUAAAGGGAGAGCGCUGUAAAGGGAGAUCGCUGUGAGGGGAGAGCUUAUAAAGGGAGAGCGUUGUGAGGAAGGAGCUUGUAAAGAGAGCGUGCUGGGAGAGAAGAGUCUGUGAGGAAAGAGCGCCGAGGGGGAAGAGCUUGGAAAGAGAGAAGAGCCAGUGAGGGGAGCGCGUCGCGAGGGAGUCGAGGCAGGGCAGAGGAGGGAGGAAAGGUCGGGGCGGGAGAAGGAUGGACAGGGCGGUCGGGGAAGAAGAUGUGGUCCCGGGGCCUCGGAUGGAGGCGUCGAAGGGCGGGGAAGGCGGCGGGGCGGGAGGAGAAGCCCCCCGGGGGCAGGCCGAGGGGGCCGGCGGCCGUGGCCGGGCGAAAGAAGGACCGACCGAGGUGGCAGAAGACGGCGGCCCGGCCCACGGGCCGAAGCCCGAGCCCCCGCCCAACGGCAAAAGGAAAAUGGCCCUGACCAGCUGUGAAACUUGUGGCUCAGAAGAAGCGAAAUAUAGAUGUCCCCGUUGUUUAAAAUGUUCUUGCAGUUUAGCCUGCGUGAAGAAACAUAAAACAGACCUCGUAUGCAGUGGAAUUCGAGAUAAGACUGCAUUUGUUUCCAAAAAGGAAUUCACUGAUAUGAAUCUUCUGAGUGACUAUCGAUUUUUGGAAGAUGCCGGAAGGUCAGCUGACUGUGCUGCUAGAGAUAUUUUCUUGAGAAGACCGUCAACACACAAAUUUUUAAAUUAUAUGAAAAACCGGGCCCGAAGGCUCAACAUUGACCUGAAAAUUUUACCUGUUGGGUUCACCAAAAGGAGAGAGAAUUCAACGAUGUUCAAUAAGAAGGAGCAGCGGUUCUACUGGCACUUGAAGCUCCUGUUUCCUCAGAGUAAUGCUGAAUACACAGAAAAAAGAGUGCCCGAAGAUAAAACGCUUCAUGAAAUCCUAAGGACCUACAUUGAUCCUGAAAAAUCUGAUCCAGUGAUCCGUCAGAGAUUGAAAGCCUACACUUUGUCUCAGGCAGAUAUACAGAUUUUAAUGAAGAUAGAAAAUAUGCAGCAGAAUUUAGUCAGGUAUUGUGAACUGGAUUCUAGUAAAAGUCUCCUCGACAAUUUGAAAAAUAAAGUGGUAAUUGAGUACCCAACAUUGCACGUGGUAUUGAAGGGAUCCAAGAAUGACAUGGUGGUUCUUGGCCAAGAAAGAAGCAGAUGUGAUGCAAAUUGUAGCACCGAGCAGCCAGCGCUUUCUUCUGAGGAAGAGGGUGAAAUUCACAAGUAUUCCUGAAAACUCUCCAUUAGCUGACCUCGACCGGGAGCCAGAAGGCACCCGGGUGUUCGGAUGUGCGUCUUUUCAUCUUCAACUUCGGAAAUGUCUUUAAUGCAAGAACGUCUUCUUUCCAGCCGACGUUUCUUGAGAAAUAUUAUUGGCAGGGUUCACAGGCACGACGGUCAUCGUAACUUACUCUUCCCGACACCGGUUCUCGUAUUAAUCUCUAUCCCUCGAAGUGCUUAAUGUAGCACAUUGAAAAUAACAGUCUGGUCCUUCUUGGGAUCUUUUCAUCACGAUAGAAUGAGUCCCAAAAGUCACAUUCUGACAGCCCCAAAACGCCCACGAUUUGGUAUCUCACCCGGAGGGAUCACUUGGCACAAGGAAUCCAGCCUCGCAUGGGUUGGCCUGGAGAGGAUUUCUUGCUUGCCUGCACCAAUCUGGAGGACACAUGGCUGGCAGAAUCUCCUAUUCAGCACCCAGAAGCCCAUCACGGUCACUCAUUAAGUACCUGAUGACCAGGAAGAUAAAAUCAAAUCAUUCUAGAAGGUCAGGCAUAGCAGCAGCUAAUGCAUGUGACGAGUCAUGAAUGCCAGUUUGAUUUCUGCGCCAGACCUUGCUUCCGAAUUACAGGGACUCUCGAGUGUUUUAUCCCAGCCUCUUUGCCUACCUAAGCGGGGUGUUGUAUACAUAUGUGGGGCUUUGGACUCCUUGGAAAAGUUCCAUGCAUAUUUCUAUAUGUGAAUGUGAAAGUUUUAUGUCGUCUCAGGAGGCCUAAAGAUUAUACUUGCGCCUUUCUUCAUUUUACUAGCAUUUCUAGCAUUCCAAAUGGUUCUGUCAAUUAAAAAAUUGGUAAUCUCCA